This is a messenger RNA of Stegodyphus dumicola, 1044 nucleotides long. Its product is annotated as zinc finger BED domain-containing protein 4-like. The record is from RefSeq and is a predicted model, not a curated record. Lineage: Eukaryota; Metazoa; Arthropoda; Arachnida; Araneae; Eresidae.
AUGUCUAGUAAGAAAAGGAAAUUCAGCUUGGUUUGGCAGCACUUUUCCUAUACUAAUGAAGACGAAAAAGUUAUGUGUGACAUUUGUAAAGACCUUUUAUCCAUCAAAGGUGGUUCAACAGGAAAUUUAAAAAAACAUUUGCAAAGGAAGCAUCCUUGUGUAAAUCUGCACGAGAAACGCGCUUUGCCGAAUCAAGAUGUUGAUGAUAUUGAUGCCGCUCCAGCCCGUUCUGUCGUCACUAGCCCUGCAGAUGGUGGGCAACCAUGCACAUCCCAGCAGACUACACAACUUACGGUAGACAACAGUGCUUGUGAUAUUGUUGGUGUAUUUUCACAAAAAUCCCAGUCCAGCAUAAUGCAGUUUGUCCAGAGAAAUACGAUGGAUGUACAUAAAAAAAAAGUAAUCGAUCGCGCACUGAUCAAAAUGGUAUAUAAGGAUUUACAACCAAUAAGUAUCGUAGAAAAUGAGGGAUUCCGAGAAUACUCAAAGGCUUUGAAUCCAACCUAUUCCUUACCUUCACGGAAAACGGUUUCUAAAUCCUUGCUUCCUGCUGCUUAUGAAGAAAAAAAGAAUAGUUUAAAAAACGUUCUUAGUGCUGUACAAAAUAUCUGUUUGACUGUAGACUGUUGGAGCAACCAAAAGGCUGAAAGUUACAUGGCCGUGACAGGCCAUUUUAUUGACGAACACAUGCAAAGGAAAACGGUACUGAUUGACUGCUCAAUUUUUGAUGAACGUCAUUCAGCCAAAAAUAUUGCAGAAAAUAUCAUACACAUUUGCCAACCAUAUUUUCCGAUGGAAAAAGUGUCUUUAAUAGUGACUGACAAUGCCAAAAAUAUGAUUAACGCUGUCGACAGCGAACUAAAGUUAAAACAUUUAGGAUGCAUUGCACACUCUCUCAAUUUGGCUGUCACAAAUUCUCUAAACGAGGUUAACGACCUUCUAACGAAAAUUAGGGAUAUUGUGAUAGUUUACAGGAGAAGUAAUAUAUCGCUGCAAAAAAUUUGCGAAAAUAUCUGUGCUCUAGCGAGGAGAGAAAAGACUUAA